AUGACUUCUACUGGGAAGCCGCCUCUGGAUGACCCCCGUCGUGGAACGGGGUCACCAAAAAUCAAAUCACGAGAGAAUGCGAAAGACACAUUAUGCCGAAAUGUGACCAUCUAUGGUCGAUGCCGGUAUGAAGAUAAAGGAUGCGCUUUUAAUCACGAUCCGCAUAAAGUUAAUGCAGCAUACCAAGACAGCAACAAAAGACGCCUGAAUGUCGACUCCCCGAGCUUUACACCUUCGCUUUUGUCUUCCAAUGGAUCCUCUCCGACCACCUCUUCCGCAACAACGAAGAAAGUCACCACUAUAUCCCCGAAAGCCGCAAACGCGGCCCCCUUCCAGCCUCGAAAUAUAUCUUCCCGAUCCAACACGAGCACGCCGUCUGCUCGACAAGAAACAAUGUCCCCUGACUGGUCUGUAGCCGAAGUACAGGAAUUUGUUCCUCAGGCCUUCGACACCAGUCACCUGGCCUCGCUGCAAGGAAAUGGAAACGGCAGUGUCCCUGCAGCAAGUCCUUUUGAUCCUUUUGUGACUGCCCCAAAUCCCCUUUCCGCAGCCAGUGCUGUUAGUUCCGUUCAAGCAAACGCCUUCCCGCAUGAUACUGCAGCCGCGGCUGCUGCUCUAGGGGGAGCCGCAUUUUUUGCUGGGCAGUCUGGCUUCCAGCAACCGGUCCAAUAUCAUCUAUACGCCCCCAUAGGUCCCCAUAGCCAAAAUACCCUGGGCUAUCAGCGGAAUGUUCAUGAUCUUUUCCUCCCAAAUGAAUUCCGAGAGGAACUACAGAAAAAAACAGCAGCUACGCUACAAAUUUUACCCAAUACCCAACUACCAGCGCAAGUAGAUUACUUCCAUUCUCUUGUCCCUCUGGAUUUGAAUCACCAGAAAAAUGCUGCAAUUUUUGGGUUUCCCAGCUGGGUUUACAAAGCGCAAUCCAGUAAAGAUGGUAAUUUCUAUGCUCUGCGACGACUGGAAGGCUUUCGAUUGACAAACGAGAAAGCCAUCCGGUCAGUUCAGGCUUGGAAACGAGUAUGCAACGGCAGUGUUGUUACAGUUCACGAUGCCUUCACCAGUCGAAGCUUCCAGGACAGCUCGUUAAUCUUCGUUACUGACUAUCACCCACUUUCUAAAACGCUUGCAGAACAGCAUCUUGGUUCGGGAGCAAGGUUUCAAGGUCGUCACAAUGCGCAUAUACCGGAGCAGGUCCUGUGGGGCUACAUGACCCAGAUUGCCAAUGGUCUCAAAGCGAUUCAUAGUAACGGGCUUGCUGCAAGGGUCAUUGAACCCAGCAAGAUUCUCCUGACCGGCAGAAAUCGCAUUCGCAUCAACGCUUGCGCUAUUCUGGACGUGGUCCAGUACGACAGCCAACGCUCCGUCGGAGACCUCCAACGCCAGGAUCUAGUCAACUUCGGACAGCUUAUUGUAACGUUGGGGGCUAAUUCACCGAACGUAAUGCACAACCCGACCAAAGCCAUGGAACACUUUACACGUGCCUACAGUCCCCAGCUUAAGAAUUCGGUGUUCUGGUUGCUCAACGGCAUGCAGAAGGAUCAGGACCGCAACAUUGACAUUUUUAUUACUGGUAUCUCAUCGCAGUUGAUGUCGACCUUUGACUCUGCUCUCCACCUUGACGACGAACUGACUUCAGAUUUGAGUCGAGAACUUGAGAACGGCCGUCUCGUGAGAUUGUUGACCAAAUUGAAUCUCGUGAACGAGCGGCCUGAAUAUGAGCAUGAUAGGCAAUGGUCCGAGAAUGGGGAGCGGUAUUUCCUGAAAAUAUUUCGGGAUUACGUUUUCCACCAGGUGGAUGCUCAGGGAGACCCUGUCGUUGACAUGGGGCACGUGCUCACAUGUCUGAAUAAGUUGGACGCAGGGACGGACGAGAAGAUCGCAUUAGUGAGCCGUGAUGAGCAGAGUUGCUUUAUUGUCAGCUACAAGGAGCUGAAGAAGGCUCUUGAGUCAUCAUUUCAGGCGCUUCUAAAGCCGUCUCGGAGGCUCCACUGA
Aspergillus tanneri is the source of this 1992-nucleotide messenger RNA. RefSeq names its product PAN-complex poly(A)-binding subunit PAN3 (gene PAN3). Gene Ontology annotation, biological process: protein phosphorylation; nuclear-transcribed mRNA poly(A) tail shortening; mRNA processing. Gene Ontology annotation, molecular function: metal ion binding; protein kinase activity; poly(A) binding. Gene Ontology annotation, cellular component: P-body; PAN complex. The transcript has 9 exons. Lineage: Eukaryota; Fungi; Ascomycota; Eurotiomycetes; Eurotiales; Aspergillaceae. The coding region runs from base 1 to 1992 and encodes 663 amino acids. The record is from RefSeq and is a predicted model, not a curated record.